AUGUCUUCAGAAAAACUCAUAACUUUCAAGACUAGCGAUGGUGAGGAAUUCAAACACACUGAGGUUGUAGCUAUGAGGUCAGAAGUCAUCAAGAACAUGGUACAAAACGUUGAUUGUGUUACAAAAGAACAGUUAAAGAGUUUUGAUCAGGAUUUCUUGAAGAUGAGCCAAUUAGAAUUAGUUGGUGUUCUCUUGGCUGCAAAUUUUUUUGAUGAUAAGCAAUUGACUGAGGUAGUAAUCCAAGAAUUUGCUAAUAGGAUCAAAGGGAAACCAAUAGAGGAAAUACGUGAAGUAUUUGGUAUCGCGAAUGAUUAUACUCCAGUGGAAGAGGAGGAGAUCCGUAGAGAGAAUGCUUGGGAUUUUGAAUGA
This is a messenger RNA of Solanum verrucosum, 369 nucleotides long. Its product is annotated as SKP1-like protein 1. Gene Ontology annotation, molecular function: cullin family protein binding. The record is from RefSeq and is a predicted model, not a curated record. NCBI's taxonomy places the organism in Eukaryota, Viridiplantae, Streptophyta, Magnoliopsida, Solanales, Solanaceae. Gene Ontology annotation, biological process: SCF-dependent proteasomal ubiquitin-dependent protein catabolic process. The transcript is spliced from 2 exons. Bases 1 to 369 code for a protein of 122 amino acids. Gene Ontology annotation, cellular component: nucleus; cytoplasm.